AUGGCCGCCGACGGCGCGGCAGUACCGCCGCCGAUACUGAUCAGUUCCCGUCGAGAGAGAGUCCGCCAAAGAAGGGCAGCGGCGGCGGUGGCAGCUGCGGCGGCGUCUUUGGCGACGGCGGCAGCACGGCCGGUCCGCGUCGCGAUGCCUUUGCCCAGCUGUCUUUCACGACUGAGGACGCUGUUGCCGCUGCUGCUUCUUGCGGUAGUCCUGGUGCUGGCGGGAGCGAGUAGUCCGGCACAAGCGGCGGCGGAGGCGGCAGCAGCGGCCAGCUCGAGGCAGGCUGGGACCGCUGCGGGCCAGGCUGGGACUUUCUCCAGGCGAGCGACCCAUGGGUCGAGGACUUUGCUGCAGGUCCCGAGCGCCGAUGUCCUUGCGGUGAAGCUGGUGGGCAAUUCUUCCGGCACGCAAGAUGCUGCCAGCGGCGGCGGUGGCGACAGCGGCGGCGGAGAUUCCGGUGCCGCUGCCGCAGCGCCGCCACCACCGCUGCCACCGCCGCCACAGCCACCGCCACCACCACCACCACCAGAUUUAUCAUCAGGACAGUCACCGUCCACCUUGUCAGAGCCGCCGUUUGUGAUAAACCCAGAUCCGGGCGCACCGAUAGCCUUAGAUCCGCAAACGUCGGAGACAACUGGAGAGGUCGCGCGCGAUGUUGGCAACGUCAUCUCUGACCUGGCGACGGGUAUUGGUAGGGCCAUUGGGACCAUAGCCGGUGACGCUGGCGGCGGUAGCGCCGGCACGGACACAGGCGGCGGCGGCGGCGGCGGCAGCGAUGAAGCAACAGCAAAACCCAAUGUUUCCUUCGGCUUUGGCAUUAGCAACGCAAGCAGUCCCAUGACUACUAAUCCAGUUUCAGGGGUCGGGGCGCCGCCGGACGUUGUAGCCGCCGGGGGCCCUGACGGCGCCGUACUCGCGCCGACGGUCGACGGCGGAGGCCCUAUGCCUGCCGACCAGGACAACCGCGGAGCGAAUUCCAUCGUCGCUGCCGCGGGGCCGGAUGUCGGCGGUUUUGGCGGCGGCGGCGGCAGGAGCGUCCGAAGUGGCAGUAGCCGUGGCGGCGGCGGCGGCGGCGGCGCCUCUGCCACCGCGGGUUCGGAUAAUGAGCUCCAAGGGACCGACGGUUGGUUUUGUGACUGGCAACGGGGCCAUGCGGAUUGCGCGAAGGGCUACAGCUGCAUCCCAAGCGACCGCAACAACGCCGCGGAGCAAGGCACAUGUAUGGCAAACCCAGUGGGUGGGAACCCGAUUCCCCCCGAUCUGGCGGCACCGGUCGUGUUCUACCCGUUGACCAACGGCUCGCUGUCUGCUUGGCCGCCGGGAUCCGGAUCCGCGUACGACGGUUUGAUAGUACAGGGCAACGUGUACGCGGAGGACGUGAAUAGCUCAGAUGCGGACACGCAGGAGCUCUUCCCGGGCGCGAUUACAUGCGAUCAGGCCGAGAGCCGCAGGUCCGCUAGCUCCGCUCUCUUCCCCGGUGGUUGGGAGGCGUCGCACGUGCGCACACUCUCACGAGUCAAGGCUCCGUCACGCGAUCUCGCGUUCACUGAGCUUGAAACACGAAUCACGACUCCUCUCCAGCCUCGGCCUGAUCCGGCUCUUGGGCCCUACUGGUGGUACGCAACACAGGCGCCCCCGUCCACCACGGGCACGAUGAAAUGGAAUGGCUCCAGCUCCCUCAUUGCCAUUCCGGGAAUUACGUACGGUCGUACGGGCGCAUUCACCAUCAACUUUUGGAUGCGCAAGCGCGCGGAGGACACCGCCCCAGGGCCUUCAGAUGGGAGUACGGAGUACGGCAAUAACAGCGACAGUAGUAACGAUGGCAGCAACAGCAGCAGGGGUGCUUGGCAACCGCCAGUGUACGAAUAUAUGCUGACUCACGCCAACCUCCAACCGCUGAGCGUCCAGGCGUCCAGGUACACGGCCAUGGAUCGAAACCAGAUCGCAGUGUAUCUGGCGCCGCGUACGUCUCCGUUGUACGGCAUUGCACGAGCGUACGUCAAGGACUCCAAUGACGGCCGGGGAGUUGUUUAUCUGGACAGCGACGGUCAGGUGGCGGAUAACGACCAGACCAGGUUGCAGUACAGGUGGGACCAGGUUGCAGUACAGGUGGGACCAGGUUGCAGUACAGGGUACGACCCUUCUAGGGUGUGGAAUGCAAGUGCGAGGGCGGAGAUUGACGGCGGCGAUCCGCUCACCCUUGGAGGCCCCUUGCUGCUGUGCGGGCGGUACGGAGGGCCGUACAGCAGGGCGUACGGCGGUCAGUUGGCCAACUUGGCCGUGUUUGACGCAGUGCUAGAUGCGACGGAUGUGGCGACGUUGUACGACAUGGUUCGGGACCAGGAUGCCGUACCGUCGCCAGUGCUGCCGAUCCGACGGCACCCCUGGUACGGCAGCACGUUGCUGACGCCGCCGGAGUGGCUCACGGCGGAUGAAUCGGACUCACGUCUAGCGAAUGAGUACGGCACAUUGACGGGGUCACCGCCGUCAGCAACAACGCCGCCGCUGCCGCCGGCUCCGCCUCCUUUUGCGGAGGCGGCGACGGCACCUGGCGGCGCCGCCAGCCCUGACACGUCAUCGUCGUCCGCCGCCACCGCCGCCGCUACGAACGCCAGCAGAUCGGCGUUUGCGGAGGCCCUGACGGAGGCGUUGGUGGCGGCGCUGACCGGGGUGUCGUACAAGCGGAACGCCGGCAUGCCGUGCAGCUUGGAUCUCCGGCGAGAGGCGGGGCUGGCGUUCUGCGACUCAGGGCUGGUCUGCGCCGCCAUUCCGUCCCGGAUUCGCACUGACCCUAUGGACGCCUGGAUGCGGGUCACGGGCGGUAGCGGCAGUAGCAGCCGCAGCGGCAACGGGAACGGCAGUAAUACGACAACCCGUAUCUACACCCCGGCUGCCGCCGCCGCCGCCAUCGACGCCGCCGCGUCCGCUACUGCCCUCCUCGGCAUCUGCACGCCGCCGGCAUCUGGAAUGCUACUGCCGAGCUCUUGGCCCGCCGAUUGGCCGGCGCCCGCCGCACACUUCCCACUGACCCGUGGGUCACUCCGCUCCUGGCCGGCGGGCGCGUACGGCGGUCGGUUGGUCAACGCCACGUGGGGUCCAGAUGCGCGUUUCGGACAGGUCAUCCAGUGCGAUCGCGCGUCACGGAGUCGUGUCGUACUGGAUGCCGUACCGUACGGCACACGGGGCCCAAUGGCUAUCAAUUUGUGGGUACGGACGAGCCGGGAGGAUUUGACGCCGCAGGGAGCUGACUCAGCGGGACUGCAGUACGUGUUUUCCCACAUAGCUGGAGGAACCUUCAAGAGCUUUGGGCCCAACCAGAUUCACAUGUUCAUUCCUGAGGUCGGCAGUCCCUUGUACGGCGUUUCCGUACGUGGCAUGCUCCGUGACGGCGAUGACGUCAACCUUGGUCGUACCAGCGAAGUCUAUCUGGACAGUGACGGAGCGGUGGGAAACGACCGGCCCAAGCGCUGGGUACACCCGCACAGCUCCCCUUAG
Molecule: messenger RNA, 3495 nt
Organism: Volvox carteri f. nagariensis
Lineage: Eukaryota; Viridiplantae; Chlorophyta; Chlorophyceae; Chlamydomonadales; Volvocaceae
Exons: 14
Coding region: 1-3495 (1164 amino acids)
Source: RefSeq, a predicted model, not a curated record